UGUUCCGACUUUCCGAUUGGUCUCCGACUGCGAAGUUCUCGUCUCCUCGAUUCUGCCCUCCACUCUGCGUACCAAAGUGCAAACCCCAAGCAUUUUCGUCUUACCUGUUAGCCAAUCUCUCUUUAUGAAGUGUUAAUAUUCAUCACACCUCUCGGAGCGAUUCCUGGAGGGGUUGCUGAGUUUUUACUCGGGAGACCGAGUCCGGAUUUUCUAUUGUCUUAAUGGAUAGAACUGCAUUUCUCACUGUGCUUUUCUUCCUCCUGGUUGUUUCGGAUGUAUCCAAUGCGUCUUUGCUUCUCAACCUCAGAAAGUUUGUAACCACAGCCAGAGAUUCAAUACCUGGUACUCCGGCACCAAUUCCGGCUUUGGUCACUGGUGAUAAGAAUGUUGAUCCAGAAACAUUGAAUACAGGAAAUAAGGAAAAUAAACUGGAUCCAAACUCAACAAGUAAAGGAGAUGAAGGAAAAGAAUUGAUUCCAAAAUUAGGAAAGGAAGAAAAUAAGAAAAAACAAAUUGAUCAAAAAGUGCCGAAUGCAAUAAUUAAGGGUUCAAAAUCGGAUCAGAAACCAGUGAAUGAAGCAGGUAAAGAUUCGACAUUGGAGUCGAAAUCCGAGAAUGUAACGAAAAAGGAAUCGAGAUUGGAUCAUGAACCGGUGAAAGAAACAGGUAAAGAUGAGAAAUCGGAUUCGGAAUUGGUGAAGAAAAAGAAAUCUGAUGCUGAAACGGUUAAUGGAGCGGGUAAGGAAAAGAAAUCAGAUUUCAAAUCGGUGAAUGAUGCAACUAAGGAGAACAAUUCGAAUCCAAAAGGAAUAAAUGAAGCAGGAAAGCAACAUCCAAAUCCUUCCCCUCGAACUGGUGAAACGGUGAAGGAAAACAAAUCCGACCCAGGGUCACUGACAGACGAAACUUGUGAUGGAUUGAAUCCCAGGUGCAACAUCCAAAAUGAUUUGACUGCUUGCAUUAAGAGCUCUAAUCGUGGGUCAAAGAUCGUUGUUCUACUGCAAAACAAUGCAGAAGAAAAUUUAAAGGCAACUGUUUCUGCAGGAAACAUACACGAGGAGCUAGAGAUUCCUAAAAAACGGAGCAAAUUGCUCUCUAUGUCGCUUACUGGAAAUGGUGUCGAUGUUGUAUUACCUGAUGGAAAAGGCAAAUGUGUGCCUCAUUUGAGCAUUCCUGUAUCUGAAGCAAACUUUAUGCGUUUCCCUUCAUAUGACCAGCUAGUAACCCCAGUUAAUGGCGUCUACUUGGUAAUUUUUACAGUGCUCAUAUUUGGAGGAAUGUGGGCUUGUAUCAAGUUUAGCAGGAGGAGACGGCAGGGUGGUGGGAUUCCAUAUCAAGAGCUCGAAAUGGGAUUGCCUGAAUCUGUUUCAGCUGCUGAUGUGGAAACAGCUGAAGUUUGGGAUCAAGGUUGGGAUGACGAUUGGGAUGAGAAUAAUGCAGUGAAGUCACCGGGGGGACUUCAUGUGGGUAGCAUUUCUGCUAAUGGCCUUACGUCCAGGUCUCCAAUCAAAGAUGGAUGGGAAGACGACUGGGAUGAUUAGUGUAUUGUAUUGUACAAGCAAGGGGCAGCGUUUUACCUAGAAGCGAAGUCGAGGAUAAAAAACAGUAGCACAUACAAAGGGUAAAAGGGAAAGAAGAAGAUGACAUUCAUUUGCUUUGUCAUUUGUAAAUUGGAAAUCCUUCUCAGUUCUCACCGUUGGCUCAGUUUGGAACUCGAGUGAGGUGGGGGAGAGUAGGGUGAUAUUUGAGACAAGAGGGAGGAAGAACAAAGACACUAACACCGGUUAUCGAUGUGAUAGAGCCCAGGGAAAGCAAGUUUGUAAAUGUUGUUUGUUUUGACAAAAUACCAUUACUAGAACACGAGUGCAUUUUAUUUUUGUAAAGUAUCUUUUAUGAUGAUUUCUAUUAGACCUGAAUCCUCUUUUUCUCAA
Messenger RNA from Humulus lupulus (European hop), 1931 nucleotides. RefSeq lists its product as uncharacterized. The record is from RefSeq and is a predicted model, not a curated record. Bases 222 to 1541 code for a protein of 439 amino acids. The transcript has 4 exons. Lineage: Eukaryota; Viridiplantae; Streptophyta; Magnoliopsida; Rosales; Cannabaceae.